GUGUUAUUGGUAUUCACAUGAAAUGAUAGACUUUUCAUUUUUCUUUUUUAGAAAUUUUAUUGCUAUAAUUCUAAUUGUGAAUCCGUGUGGAUUGGAACAUAAAUAAUUUCUACAGCAUUUAUCUAUUCAAUAGUCUGCUAUUUUUUAAACCAGCUGAUUUUGAUAUUCAGUAUCUUGGAAAUAAUUUUAAUAACAAAGACUUCUAAAGUUAUAAAAUCGAUAAAAGUCUAUCCAUUUGCGGAUUGCGACGCAUGUAAAGCAAUGUCAAGGAGCUCAAACAGCAAAAGCCGAGUAUGGACUCCAAAAGAAUUGUCCAAAGUUCCUGUCAGCGAACUGAAAAGUAUUCGUGUUUCUAUCAAAAGGAGCAAUGUAUCCGGAGCUGGACCAUCCACAGAUCUCAUACGAGGUAUAGAUGAUCCUAAAGCAAUCAGUCAGUUGGUACAUUCCAAAAGAGAUCAUCAUUCAAACUGAAUAUUCAUGUGCAAGAAUUAUACCUUCACAUAAAUAUUACUUAAUAAAGAUGGAUGCAACUUUAUCAUAAAUAGUCUUGAUAAUUAAUCUGUUAACAGUUUGUAGACAUUCUUUUUCAGGAUAUUUUAGCUGCUUAAUAUUGAAUAUUAAGCUGUUCAAAGUAUAGAAGAUUCAUAUAAGGAUUGAUGAAGAUGGAUCAAACUGUCAAAUGCCCUAGAGUAAGUAAAUCAUCUACAAAAUAUUAUUUUCAUAAUGCUAUAAAAAUUAGCUUUGUUAGUUUUUAUUGAAUAUCACUAGAAGAAUAAAACCUUUAUACUCAAAUAGUUCAGUCAUAUUUGCAAAAAAUCUUGAAGAAAGAAGAAUGAAGAAAAAAGAAGACAAUCAGAAGAAAAUGUUUGUGUAGCAUCAGCGACCUCCAUUUCAUUGUGUCUUGUAAUUAGUUUUUGAAUCUAAUUAAGUUUACAUCUUAUAUUUUAUAUAGUUUUUUAUAGAUCUAUGAAUUCAUUAUAUUGUACUAUCAAAAAAUUGUCCUUUUUUGCUGUAAAUGCUUUCAAACGAUGGUCAUCAUGAAACUGAAUGGUUGAAGAAAGAAGAAAUGAAGGACCUGAUCAUCUGGAGACACAUUUUUUUACGAUAAUUAAUUUUUGGUUACUUUUCAAAAUGUGGUGACCUCUUACAUGAACAAAAAUUAUUUUUAUUUGUAGGUGCUCUCAGAUGUACGAUCUUUGAUAGAGAUGACAUUUUUGUCAAUCCAGAAGAACAGUUUGUUUCAGUAGAUACCAGGUAAUAAUUGAUAGACAAUGUCAUAAUUUUCCAUGAAUCCUGCAAAAGUAUAAGAUCAAGCAUUUUUAGUGUAACCGUAAAUCAUAUCCAUUUAUAAAUAUAUACAUCAUCCAAUAGAUAAAAUUCACUUUUAUGAUGAGAUUAAUGUCACAAGCCUACAUGGAAAAUUUAAAAUCUAAAACAAUGAUGUGCCAGAAAAAGAUUAAAAGAUUGUGCUCUCAAAAAUAGUAUCUGAUAAUUGAAUUGUUAAUAAGUUUUGAAACAGGCUAAUAACCAGUGUUGUCACUGAACUUUAGAUAUAUACAAUUUAUUGACAGGUUGGAGUGUUCCCCAUCAAGAAAUGCUAGCAGAUCUGCAUCAAGAACAAGAAGUAGCAGAAGCCCAGAGGACAACAGAAGAAAUGAUAGACGAGAUAGUAGAAGCAAAGACACGGGUAUGUAUACCAAAAGCAAAUCACUUAGGGGAUCCAAGAAUUAGCGAACAGACAGAGCAACGAAAAUGAGUGACAUGGUUUUUUGUGAUGUUCAUGUCAUAUAUAUAACAUCCAGGAACUAUAAUAUCUUCCAUUGACAAAAUCCUAAAUCAUUUUAGAGGGUGUUGUUGCGUGAUAUUGUCUUUUUGUCUCUAUUAAAUAAUUCGCAAGAUAUUCGUCAUAAUUGACGGGUUCUCCUCUUCACCCCACAACGUCAACGCGGGUAUUCUCCAGUAAUCGGUCUUGGAUCAGACACUGUUCCUCUUAGAUACACAUGACCUCCUAACUCUAUACAAGACUCAGAUAUGAUCUAGCAUCGAGUAUUGCUCACAUGUG
Molecule: messenger RNA, 2062 nt
Organism: Acanthoscelides obtectus
Lineage: Eukaryota; Metazoa; Arthropoda; Insecta; Coleoptera; Chrysomelidae
Source: the annotation of a GenBank genome assembly